CUAUCCAUCUGUCGAUCUAUCUCUCUACUUGUGCUGUCCAGUUUUGGCAUCGGCUGCCAUCAUCGCCAUUGAAAUAGAAGAGCUCUCUCUCUCUGAGCAGCGAUCGCCGCCUGUUCUCUCUCCUCGCGAAUCUCUGUGCCCUCCCCCCCCCAAAUCGGAACAAUGAUUAAGCUAUUCAAAGUAAAGGAAAAGCAGAGAGAAAAUGCGGAAAAUGCAAAGAAGCAAACUGCUGCUGAGCUGCGUCUUCACAAAGAUAUUAGUGAACUGAACCUCCCCAAGUCAUGCUCCAUUACGUUCCCGAACGGCAAGGAUGAUCUGAUGAACUUUGAAGUUCUAAUUCGGCCUGAUGAAGGAUAUUAUGUUGGAGGGAAAUUCUUGUUCUCCUUCCAAGUAUCACCACACUAUCCUCAUGAGGCUCCAAAAGUCAAGUGUAAGACCAAGAUCUACCACCCUAACAUCGACUUGGAAGGGAAUGUCUGCCUCAACAUAUUAAGAGAGGACUGGAAGCCGGUGCUGAACAUAAACACCAUAAUCUACGGGCUGUACCAUCUAUUCACGGAACCGAACUAUGAGGAUCCUCUGAAUCACGAUGCCGCUGCUGUGCUGAGGGACAACCCAGUGUUGUUUGGGACCAACGUGAAGAGGGCGAUGAGUGGCGGUUUCGUGGGCCACACCUCAUUUUCUCGAUGUACAUAGCUUCCGAGUCUGCUUAUAGUUGCUUUGUACCCAAAAGAAAAGGAAAAACAGAGAGAGGAGAAUGCUCGACAAAGUGCCUUUUUCUAAUUAGUCCCCUCAAAUUCUUGCUUCUCAUCCCUACCCAUUUGGUGCAAACCAAGCAACUAUUUAUGAACUUGAACUAUUUUUAAGUGCUUGUGUUGUGUUGUGUUUGUGUAUCAAAUUUCUUGAGUUAAAAGUUACAUUGGGGUUGCUAA
This is a messenger RNA of Punica granatum (pomegranate), 932 nucleotides long. The record is from RefSeq and is a predicted model, not a curated record. Lineage: Eukaryota; Viridiplantae; Streptophyta; Magnoliopsida; Myrtales; Lythraceae.